Molecule: messenger RNA, 1194 nt
Organism: Dromiciops gliroides (monito del monte)
Lineage: Eukaryota; Metazoa; Chordata; Mammalia; Microbiotheria; Microbiotheriidae
Gene: ELL3
Product: elongation factor for RNA polymerase II 3
Exons: 11
Coding region: 46-1194 (382 amino acids)
Biological process (GO): transcription elongation by RNA polymerase II; snRNA transcription by RNA polymerase II; positive regulation of transcription elongation by RNA polymerase II
Cellular component (GO): transcription elongation factor complex
Molecular function (GO): cis-regulatory region sequence-specific DNA binding
Source: RefSeq, a predicted model, not a curated record
UCGACCUGUAGCAGCCUCGAUUCUCUCGCUUCCAGUAUCCCCACCAUGGCUGGGCCACAGGAAGCUCUGAGCGGAAGGCUGCGGCUCUCUUUUACUCCUGGUCCACGAACCAGCCUCCUACUCCUUCGACUCAACGACUCUGCUUUGCGUGCGCUACAGGACUGUCUGCGGACACAGGCCCAGCCUGUGAUCACCUUCCAGGGCAACCGAGGGUACCUGAGACUUCCUGGCCCUGCCUGUUCCUGCAUCUUCUCUUUCAUAGUGUCCCAUUGUGGAGCAGAUGGCCCAAGAGGUGGGCUGGACCUUGUUCGCCACCGAUUGGGCAGGUCAGGACCAGGCCUGCUUCGGUGCCUAGGUCCUCUUCGAGAGCGAAUUACCAUCUGCUCUACUGUAGAUUCUGUACCAGCAUCAUCUUCACUUAAGGGACAUCAGCAGGGUGAAGUUGCCAGGGAAACAGGGAGCCAAGAGAGCAAUGGAUUGGAUAUGGGACCUCAACCACAGCUAGAAGUGGAAGAGGUGCUGGAUCCCCUGGAGAACAGUCAAGAGGAACAGCCUAUUCCAGGAUCCUCAAGAGAUCAUCUGGCACAGUGGGCACUCAGGGACCAGAGCCCCCAUCCCACAAAGGGGCCAGAUCAGAGACCCUCUUCUUCCUCCAGCCAGAGGCACUUGAACAUGAAGCGACACCCCUCCCCAGACAUACCAGAACCAAAGGACAAGAGGCCCAGAGGUCCAAGUUCCCUACAGGAACUUCCCAACCACGAUCCACAAGAAGAGGGAGAAGAUUGGGAGAAAGAUGACCAUGAUGUGAGCUCCUUAGCACAAGCAGGCCCAGAGCCACUGCUCCCAGGAGAAACACCAGACUACUUUCUGCAGUAUGGCACCAUCCACAGUACUGAACAGUGUCGUGUCUACGAGCAAGAUUUUGAAGCAGAUUAUGCAGAAUAUCGGGCCCUACAUGCACGUGUUGGGGCUGUCAGUCGAAGGUUCAUGCAGUUGGGAAUGGAGAUCAAGAGAGUACAACGAGACACUCCUGAACACAAGGUGCUGGAAGAUAAGAUAGUCCAAGAAUACAGAAAGUUCAGGAAGCGGUGUCCAGGUUACAAGGAAGAAAAACAGCGUUGUGAGUACCUGCACCAGAAGUUGUCACACAUCAAAAGCCUCAUUCUGGAGUUUGAGAAGAACAGGGAGAGCUGA